This is a messenger RNA of Cynara cardunculus var. scolymus (artichoke), 1816 nucleotides long. RefSeq names its product dolichyl-diphosphooligosaccharide--protein glycosyltransferase subunit STT3B-like. NCBI's taxonomy places the organism in Eukaryota, Viridiplantae, Streptophyta, Magnoliopsida, Asterales, Asteraceae. The record is from RefSeq and is a predicted model, not a curated record. Gene Ontology annotation, molecular function: oligosaccharyl transferase activity. The transcript is spliced from 3 exons. Gene Ontology annotation, cellular component: membrane. The annotation marks the transcript as partial.
UUAUAGGGUUUACUCCUAUAAACCUCAUCCUCAUCGUCUAUUAACAGAAAAGGUUGUUGAAUUGAUCUAUUCACAGGUUCAGUUAUCGACCAUGGUCGGAAAAGUAGACGCCUUGAAGGGCGGUCUGAAGUCUUCGCAGUCGCCGGCGUCCAAUCAAGCUACCUCCAAACCCGAUCUGGCAUCUAUGUCCACGACAUUCUCAUUCAAAUCUCUAAAGCUGAAAACGAAGCAACAAGAACUGUUGAUCCGAUUAACGAUCCUCGGUCUCGUCUACAUUUUAGCUUUCAUCACUCGCCUUUUCAGUGUUCUCCGUUACGAGAGUAUGAUUCAUGAGUUUGAUCCUUAUUUCAACUACAGAACCACUCUCUACUUAACCGAAAAGGGUUUCUACGAAUUCUGGAAUUGGUUCGACUCGGAAAGUUGGUACCCACUCGGCCGAAUCAUUGGUGGAACGCUCUAUCCUGGUCUCAUGGUCACCGCCGCUAUCAUCUACUGGGCCCUCAAAUUUCUCCGAUUUGCAGUUCAUAUUCGCGAGGUCUGUGUGCUAACUGCUCCUUUUUUCGCAUCCAACACCACCAUUGUUGCGUAUUUCUUUGGGAAAGAGUUGUGGGAUUCAGGUGCUGGUCUUGUUGCAGCCGCUUUGAUCGCGAUUUGUCCUGGGUAUAUUUCAAGAUCGGUGGCUGGAUCAUAUGAUAAUGAGGGGGUGGCCAUUUUUGCAUUGUUGCUUACUUUCUAUUUGUUUGUUAAGGCUGUGAAUACUGGAUCGCUUGCUUGGGCUCUUGCUUCGGCUUUUGGGUACUUUUAUAUGGUGUCUGCUUGGGGUGGUUAUGUGUUUAUUAUCAAUUUGAUUCCAUUAUAUGUGUUGGUGUUGUUGAUUACUGGGAGGCAUUCAAUGAGGCUGUAUGUGGCUUAUAAUUGUAUGUAUAUAGUGGGAAUGUUGCUUGCAAUGCAGAUUCGGUUUGUUGGGUUUCAGCAUGUUCAGUCAGGGGAACAUAUGGCUGCCAUGGGAGUGUUCUUCUUGAUUCAGGUAUUUUACUUCUUGAUUUGGGUAAAGCACAUGUUAAAUGAUGUAAAGAUGUUUCAAGCCCUUUUGAGGAUCGGUGUGACAUGUGCGGUAGGUGUGGGUGCUAUUGCUCUCGGAGUUGGCACAGCUUCUGGCUAUAUCUCACCAUGGACAGGCCGAUUUUACUCUUUACUGGAUCCAACAUAUGCUAAAGAUCAUAUACCCAUUAUAGCUUCCGUCUCUGAGCAUCAGCCUACUGCAUGGUCGUCUUUCAUGUUCGAUUUUCAUAUCCUGCUUUUCCUAUUUCCAGCCGGUCUAUAUUUCUGCUUCAAACGGUUGUCAGAUGCCACGAUUUUCAUUAUAAUGUAUGGUCUCACGAGUAUGUAUUUUGCUGGUGUGAUGGUUCGGCUGAUUCUUGUUGCAACACCUGCAGUAUGCCUUAUAAGUGCUAUCGCAGUCUCGGCUACGAUAAAGAACUUGACCCAUGUCGUGAGGGGAAAGACCACCAUGUCUUCCAAGGGAACGAGCAGCACAAAGGGACUAUCUAAGCAACAAGCUUCACUGGAUCAAUCUAUUCCUUUCCUGAAAAAUGGUGCUACCGUGUUGCUUCUUGGUGCUUUUUAUUUACUAAGCAGAUACGCUAUCCAUUGUACCUGGGUCACAUCGGAAGCAUACUCAUCUCCUUCAAUUGUUUUAGCCGCACGGGGUGCUCAUGGUCAAAGAKUUAUUUUUGAUGAUUACCGUGAAGCAUACUUUUGGCUUCGACAGAAUACUCCUUCGGAUGCUAAAGUAAUGUCUUGGUGGGAUUAUGGU